UUUAUUGAAUAAUUUCAAAAAAUUAAAUGCACAAAGCAUCCUCAAGCACCUAUCUCGAAUCUAUGUUUGAAUUAAGAGUGUAAAGAAGAACAAUACUUUUGUUAAAAUUGUAUUAAACUUCAUCUAGCUCAUUCAACCUAAAUUAUUUAUAUGAAAUAAAUAGAUAAGUUACUUAAACGAAAUACAAAUGUUAAUGAGAUUAUAUAGGAUAAAUAAGGAAUGGAAGCUUAUAAUGUAUUUAGAACUUUUAAAAGUGCAGUUCAAAAUCGUUUAAAUUAACUUGAAGAUGAAUUGAGAUAACUUAUAUUGAAAUUAGUGAAUGAUUAAAAGAUAAAUGAUUAUGGAUAUAAGUUCCUUCAAAGUCUAAAUUAAUUCAAUUAAGAUGAUAUAAAAGAUUUGAGAUUAUUUUUGAUAAAUCAAUAAUAAAACAUUUAAAAUAAUUAAAUCCAUUUUAAAGAAAAAGAGAGUAAAUAAUAAUUGAUAUAACUCACAUCUUAUUUACAAGAAAAAAUACCUAACAUUUAAAAAUCUGUAAUUGAUCAAUUAGAUUGUGUUAAUAGUACAUUCUAUACAAAAACAGAAAGAAUAGAAAGAUUAAGAAAAGUUUGGAUAGGUAUAUAUAAAAUUAAUUAUUAAAUUAGCUGAUGAUGGAUAAAGUAAGCCAAGUAUCUUUGAUAAGGCUACUAUAAGAGCUAAUGUUUUUUAAGUUAGAGAUAAGUAAUUGUAUUUAAUAGGAAUAUAUUAACCUAUGCUUUAUAAAGGAAGUUAUAAUUCCACAAAUUAUGAUUCAUAAGUAAAAACCCCAAAAUUAAUAUAUAAAUUACAUGAAGAUACAGAUUUAACAAAAUAUAUUUUUAAAUAACAUAAAGUUUUGGAACAUGAUAAAUUGUAAGUUGUUGAUGGACAUUUAUAUUAUAUUGAAUUCAGAAAUCCAGUGAAAUUAUUAUCAAAUAAAACCUAUACGAUAUCUAUAUCUACAAAGGAAGCAAAAUUAUUUUAGACAUAUCAUUAUUCUAUGCCUGUUAUUGAUCAUCCAUUAAUAAAAUGGUAAAAUGAAGAUUUGACUGAUUCUGAUAUUUUCAUAAAGGGACCUUAUGUACAACAUAUCUAUUCUUAUGCUAAUAUAGAUUAAAUACCUAGUUUGGUAGUAAAAACAUGA
This is a messenger RNA of Paramecium sonneborni, 1159 nucleotides long. Lineage: Eukaryota; Ciliophora; Oligohymenophorea; Peniculida; Parameciidae. The record is from the annotation of a GenBank genome assembly.